Molecule: messenger RNA, 1002 nt
Organism: Striga hermonthica
Lineage: Eukaryota; Viridiplantae; Streptophyta; Magnoliopsida; Lamiales; Orobanchaceae
Source: the annotation of a GenBank genome assembly
AUGGCUUACCAGCAGCAGCAGCAGCAGCAUCCCAUUCCGGGACCGAGCUCGGGCUCGGGUCCGGGUGGAUUCCAUUUUAUGAAUUCUCCAUUUGGGGACACGACUUUCACUAAGGUUUUUGUUGGAGGGUUGGCUUGGGAGACUCAGAGUGAGACCAUGAGACGCUACUUUGAGCAGUUUGGGGAGAUACUUGAGGCUGUGGUCAUCACUGAUAAAAAUACUGGCCGAUCCAAAGGAUAUGGUUUUGUGACUUUCCGUGACCCUGAGUCAGCUAGAAGAGCGUGUGCGGAUCCAACUCCAAUUAUUGAUGGGAGGCGAGCAAAUUGUAAUUUGGCAUCACUUGGUAGACCUCGUCCAGCGGUUCCUUUCGGACGCCUUAGAUCUCCGGCACCUUACCUUGGAGGCAUACCGGCGGCUAGGGGUGCUUAUCCUGGAAGUUAUGGCUACCAGCAACCGGUUACAUAUGGAUUUCAACAAGGCUUGAUGUAUUCUCCUUAUGGGUAUACUGCAUACAGUCCAGACUAUGCUUAUCCUCAGGGUGUUUACAACCCAUAUGGGAGUCAACAGUUCCUUCAGAUAUAUGGCGUGCCAGGAACAGUUGGCACAACUAUGUAUCCUUAUAGCCAGUUGAGUCAGGCAAGUCCAGGAAGUCACAGUUAUUCUGCAUUGCCAGGAUAUGCAAUGCCUGGUCAUCAGAUAAUGCAGUACGGUGGACCAAGUGCCAAUGUGAUGACAUCAUCCUCUGUUCCAACUAUACCAGUGCCAUAUCCUGCAGGUGCCAUUCCACAACAGCCACAAUUCAUACUACCUGCACAUGCUCCUCAAUUCAUGCCGGGUGGCGGUUCUGACCAAAAUGCUGGCAGGACUAAGAACAGCGGCACUGCCACUUGGUUGGCAGGCUUCAAAUCUAGCCUUGCAAAUUAUUCGCUUUGCAUUCUAGUGGUCUUAAAAUUGUUACGCUCACCAGAGAAGUCAAAAAAAAGUCCGAGUCUCACCUUAUGA